Torulaspora delbrueckii is the source of this 573-nucleotide messenger RNA. RefSeq names its product 40S ribosomal protein eS7 (gene RPS7A). Lineage: Eukaryota; Fungi; Ascomycota; Saccharomycetes; Saccharomycetales; Saccharomycetaceae. The record is from RefSeq and is a predicted model, not a curated record. The transcript has a single exon. The coding region runs from base 1 to 573 and encodes 190 amino acids. Gene Ontology annotation, biological process: translation; ribosomal small subunit biogenesis; rRNA processing. Gene Ontology annotation, cellular component: cytosolic small ribosomal subunit; small-subunit processome; 90S preribosome. Gene Ontology annotation, molecular function: structural constituent of ribosome.
AUGUCUGCUCCACAAGCUAAGAUUUUGUCCCAGGCUCCAACUGAGUUGGAAUUGCAAGUUGCCCAAGCUUUCUCCGAAUUGGAGAACUCUUCUCCAGAGUUGAAGGCUGAAUUGAGACCAUUGCAAUUCAAGUCUAUCAGAGAGAUUGAUGUUGCCAGCGGUAAGAAGGCUUUGGCCAUCUUUGUCCCAGUUCCAUCUUUGGCAGCUUACCACAAGGUUCAAACCAAAUUGACCCGUGAAUUGGAAAAGAAGUUCCCAGACCGUCACGUUGUCUUCUUGGCUGAAAGAAGAAUCUUGCCAAAGCCAUCCAGAAGAUCUAGACAAACUCAAAAGAGACCAAGAUCUAGAACAUUGACUGCUGUUCACGACAAGGUCUUGGAAGAUUUGGUUUUCCCAACCGAGAUUGUUGGUAAGAGAGUUAGAUACUUGGUUGGUGGUAACAAGGUUCAAAAGGUCUUGUUGGACUCCAAGGAUGUUCAACAAGUCGACUACAAGUUGGAAUCCUUCCAAGCUGUCUACAACAAGUUGACUGGUAAGCAAAUCGUCUUCGAAAUCCCAGGUGAAACUCACUAA